ACUCUUGACUUCCAACUUUGUUUUCCAAAUUUCCACAAUACGACUUUACAUAAAUACCUACUCUCCUUGUCUCCCUAGCUCUCUUGUUUCAUCAAACACAUAUAUUUCUAAAAAUAUAUUAUUAGAUAAGAUGAAUAUGAAGGUGGUGAGUUUGGCAUGGGUGUGUUUAGUGACAAUUAUGGUUACGAAAGAAACCGAGGGGAGGUUCGUGGUGGAAAAGAGUAGUAUAAGUGUUCUUUCACCAAGUGAUCUUCAGUCUAAACAUGAUGCUGCUAUAGGCAACUUUGGAGUCCCUGAUUAUGGUGGCUCCAUGGUCGGCUCGGUUGUUUAUCCUAAGAAACCAAUGUCGGUUUAUGGUUGUUCGCAGUUUGAAGGGGAUAGACCGUUCAAGUCCAAGUCGUCUUCUCGGCAUACUAUUCUUCUUCUUGAUCGUGGAGAAUGCUACUUUGCUUUAAAGGCAUGGAAUGCACAACUAGCAGGUGCUGCAGCUCUAAUAGUAGCCGAUACCAUAGAUGAGCCUCUCUUAACGAUGGACUCACCAGAGGCCAGCUCAAUCGCCGACGACUUCAUAGACAAGCUCUCAAUUCCAUCUGCAUUAAUACACAAAUCUUUUGCUCAGUCCAUAAAAGAUGCUUUGCAAAAAGGUGACCAAGAAGUCCUAUUAAAACUCGACUGGUCAGAGUCUUUACCUCACCCAGACAAGAGGGUCGAGUAUGAGUUAUGGACCAACAGCAACGACGAGUGUGGGGUCCGUUGUGAUGAUCAAAUGAACUUCAUCAAAAAUUUCAAAGGACAUGCUCAAAUAAUGGAGAGAAAUGGUUACACUAUGUUCACCCCUCAUUACAUAACAUGGUACUGUCCUAAACCGUUUGUUUUGAGCAAUCAGUGUAAGUCUCAGUGUAUCAAUAAUGGACGAUAUUGUGCACCGGAUCCUGAGCAGGAUUUUGGAGAAGGGUAUAACGGGAAGGAUGUUGUUUUCGAGAAUUUAAGGCAGCUUUGUGUACAUCGAGUUGCUAAUGAGACCAACAGGUCUUGGGUGUGGUGGGAUUAUGUGACAGAUUUCCAUAUCAGGUGUUCCAUGAAGAAAAAAAGAUAUAGCAAAGAAUGUGCUGAAGAUGUCAUCAAGUCUCUUGGACUUCCUAGUGAAAAGAUACAAAAAUGCAUGGGUGACCCUGAAGCUGAUGUUGAGAAUGAAGUACUAAAAUUCGAGCAAGAUUCACAGGUUGGACGAGGAUCGCGUGGUGAUGUAACUAUCUUGCCAACCUUGGUGAUUAAUAAUGUUCAGUAUCGAGGAAAACUGGAGAGAACUGCUGUAUUACGAGCCAUAUGUGCAGGAUUUAAGGAGUCAACCGAGCCUCCUAUAUGCUUAAGUGCAGAUCUUGAAACAAACGAGUGUCUUGAAAGAAAUGGGGGUUGUUGGAUCGACUCAAAGAAUGGCAUAAGUGCUUGCAAGGACACUUUUAGGGGGAGAGUAUGUGAAUGCCCUACGAUUAAUGGUGUGCAAUAUAGAGGAGACGGAUACACAUCUUGUGAAGCCUUUGGAGCUGCAAGAUGUACAGUCAACAAUGGAGGAUGCUGGUCUGAUAUAAGGGAUGGAAAGAAAUUUUCAGCUUGCUCGGUGUCUAAUAUCACUGGUUGUAGUUGUCCUCAAGGUUUUUUUGGAGAUGGGCAUACUUGUAUAGAUAUCGACGAGUGCCACGAAGGUAUAGCUUGUAAAUGUGAUGGCUGCAAGUGUAAGAACACUUACGGUGGAUACGACUGCAAAUGCAAAGGGGACAAACUAUAUAUUGCAGAUCAGGACACAUGUAUUGAACGAAAGGCUUCAAAGUAUGCUUGGUUCAUUAGUUUAUUGGUACUUGGAGUGGUCGCGAGUGCUGGUUUAGCGGGCUACAUUUUCUAUAGAUACAGACUAAGGGCAUACAUGGACUCGGAGAUAAUGGCAAUCAUGUCUCAGUACAUGCCUCUUGACAACCAGCACCAAAAUCAAGUGGUAAAUCACGAAAACGAACCUCUGCAUCAAACAUCAACCGUAUAAUUUACUUACAGAAGUACCUGCAAUACGAGAUAAUUUUGAGAGCACGAAGGAUAUGAUGGGAGUUACGGGUGUAUAUAUAUAGUUAGUCAGUGAGGUGUAACGUUUUAUUAAAAAGGCGAUAUGACUCUUUAUACAUAUGUUUAAAAUCCGAAAAGGGGAAUGUAUGAUAUGUCACAAAAACAUAGAUACAAGUUGUGGUAUUGGCUUAUAUGGGACAAUAUUGUACAUGAAAGAUAAUCAACUAGAUGGACCAUAUAACAAAAACCAUGAUUCUAUAAGAUUAUGAAAUUGAAACAUAUUUAUCACCUA
Messenger RNA from Erigeron canadensis, 2344 nucleotides. Its product is annotated as vacuolar-sorting receptor 6-like. Lineage: Eukaryota; Viridiplantae; Streptophyta; Magnoliopsida; Asterales; Asteraceae. The coding region runs from base 131 to 2035 and encodes 634 amino acids. Gene Ontology annotation, molecular function: calcium ion binding. The transcript has 12 exons. The record is from RefSeq and is a predicted model, not a curated record.